UCAUUUCUGUCAUUGUCAUUGCUGGUUGAUUGCCGGUAACUCGUUCGUCAUCUCUAAAGACGCACUAAAUCGCCGGUGCCGGAUAUUUUAUUUGUUACAAAUUGUUAAAUAAGUGUUAUUUUGUGCACAUAGCAUUAAAAAUGGCGCCGCGCACGGCUAAAGCUAAGAAAAAUGCAGAUGUUAAAGUUUCUGAAAAUGGUGUAGCAAAAAAAGGAAGAGGAAAGGCUAAAAAUGUAUUAGAUGUAGAGCAGGACUCAGAAGCAAUUGUAGAAGAAAAAGUUACAGUUUCAGAAAAAAAGAAACGAAAGAUUGCUGCCAGUGAUAAUAAUGAUGACGAGUCAAGUAUCAAUAGCAAAGAAGAUACGGCACCACCAGCAAAGAAAGGAAGAAAGAAAAAUGUGGAAGAAACAAAUUCUGAAGUUAACACAUUAAAUGGUGAUAAUUUUGAGGAAGAUGCAACAACUCCAAAUGAAGACCAGAAUGAGGAGCAAGGUGAUUCAAAUGGGCAUUCUGAAGAUGCUCAAGCUCCUGCUACAAAAGGUCGUAAAAAAACUGCCAAAAAAGAACCCUUGGAAUUGAAGCCUAAAGAAAGUAAAGCUAAAAAAAAUACUAAACAAGAAGUGAAUAUUGAUAAAAAUGAAGUUACUGAAAAAAUACCGAAGGGUCGGGGUAGAGGUCGAAAGGCAAAAAAUCCCGAACCAGAAGAAGAAAGCUAUGAGGUUAAGGGUGAACCUGCAACUAAAGGUAAGAAAAAAGGGCAAAAAAACCAGGAAAAAUCAGAAGUAAAAAAGAAUGUCGAAGAAAAGGAAGCAGAGAAUGAAAAUGAAAACUCAUCCUCAGAAAAAGGAAUUGAAGAAGAUAAAAUAGAAGUAAAAAAGAAAACUCGUAAGAAUGUAGGUAAAAAAGUGCAGGUCAAAGAUGGGUCAGAAGAUAUCGAUGAGGAACCUGCAGAAGCUCUGUCUAACAAGAACGGAAAAGAUGCCAAAAAAGAGGAGAAAGGAAAAGGUGAUGUAAAAGGUGACACCGAAAAAGAUGAUACCAUUCCUGAAACUAAGCCAAAGGGUAAACGUGGACAAAAGAAAGCUGAUAAACCACAACCUGAAGAAAUACAAGACACCGGUGAGCCAACAUCAAAACGUCGGCGUAAGGCUGACGAUAAGGUUUCUGAGGAUAGUAAAAAGAAACCGGCUAAAUCUACGACUGACUAUGAAUCAAUUGAUUUCUCUAACACAUCAAAAAACUCACAGGGUAAAGAAUGGAACUUCAAAAUAGCGAGUUGGAACGUCGACGGAAUCAGGGCGUGGAUGGGGAAGGACGGUUUAGAGUAUUUAAAAUACGAGAAACCUGAUAUAUUGUGCUUGCAAGAAGUAAAAUGUUCUCAAGAGAAGCUGCCAGAUGAGAUAAAGAACGUUCCCGGUUAUCACGCGUACUGGCUAUGUAGCGACAAAGAUGGUUACGCCGGUGUGGGAAUAUACACGACAAAGUUAGCAAUGAAUGUCCAAUAUGGCCUACACAACGAAGAACUAGAUAGUGACGGUCGAAUAAUUACAGCGGAGUAUGAGCAGUUCUAUUUGAUAUGUACAUACGUCCCCAACGCUGGACGCAAACUGGUCACGCUUCCUAAAAGAUUGAAAUGGAACGAAGAAUUUCGAAAACAUGUUAAGACUCUUGAUAAAAAUAAACCCGUAAUAAUAUGUGGGGAUAUGAACGUGGCUCAUAACGAGAUAGACUUGACGAAUCCUAAAACAAAUCGGAAGAACGCCGGUUUCACUGACGAGGAGCGCGCCGGCAUGACAGAGCUACUGGGAGACGGUUUCGUAGACUUAUAUCGCCAUUUCUAUCCAAACAAGACUGGUGCUUACACGUUUUGGAGCUAUAUGUUUAAUAGUAGAUCGAAAAAUGUUGGAUGGCGUUUAGACUACUUCAUUGUAUCUCAGAGAUUACUACCGGCUUUGUGCGACACAGUGAUACGAGAUGAGGUCUACGGGAGUGACCAUUGUCCUAUAACAGUUUUCAUGCACAUUACUAGUGCAGACAAACCAAAAGAAUAGACACGUUCUAUUGAAACUGAUGAGUCUCGAACAAAUACCCUAUUUCCAUCAAUUCAUAGAAUUAAGUGAAUUUCUUUUUAUCAUUUUUUGCUACCUUUUGUUUGAAAUUACUUUUGUAAUCCAGUGAAACUACAUAAAUAAUUUUGUUUAA
This is a messenger RNA of Melitaea cinxia (Glanville fritillary), 2202 nucleotides long. Its product is annotated as DNA-(apurinic or apyrimidinic site) endonuclease-like. Gene Ontology annotation, molecular function: double-stranded DNA 3'-5' DNA exonuclease activity; DNA-(apurinic or apyrimidinic site) endonuclease activity; endonuclease activity. Gene Ontology annotation, biological process: base-excision repair. The coding region runs from base 141 to 2051 and encodes 636 amino acids. The record is from RefSeq and is a predicted model, not a curated record. The transcript is spliced from 6 exons. NCBI's taxonomy places the organism in Eukaryota, Metazoa, Arthropoda, Insecta, Lepidoptera, Nymphalidae. Gene Ontology annotation, cellular component: nucleus.